AUGGAGGCUGUCGGUGCAGUCAACGGCACACAGGAUGAUCUCCGCCUCCGGCCCUUGCCUGACGAUGACCCUGGCAACCUCGAUUACCAUGACUACGGCCCAAAUGCCGGUGCUAACCCCCCGGCAUUUCCCACAGUGUUUGAGGGGGUGAAUUUUCCAGAGGACCCCAUUAAACUGCUGAGUGUACAGGUGGUGUUGAUUUUGGCCUACAGCACCAUAAUCGUACUUGGGGUUCUGGGUAAUUCUCUGGUUAUCUACGUCAUCUACCGCUUCAAGACCCUCCGCACCGUCACCAACUUCUUCAUCGCCAACCUGGCUGUUGCCGACCUGCUGGUGAACACGCUGUGCCUCCCCUUCACCCUCGUCUACACGCUGCAGGGAGAGUGGAAGUUUGGCAGCACCCUCUGCUUCAUGCUGCCCUACGCCCAGGGACUCGCCGUGCAUGUCUCCACGGUGACGCUCAAUGUCAUCGCCCUGGACCGCCACAGGUGUAUUGUGUACCACCUGGAGACCAGGAUGCGUAAGGACGUGUGUUUUGGGGUGAUAGCUUUGACCUGGGUGCUGAGCGCUGUGCUCGCCAGCCCUCUGGCCAUCUUCAGAGAGUACGGCUCCUUCACCCUGGAGCCUGGACACACCAUCCAGGUGUGUACAGAGAAGUGGCCUGGUAAAAACACAGACGGCACCGUCUACAGCAUCUCCAUGUUGAUCCUGCAGUACUUCCUGCCGCUGUCCAUCAUCUCUUUUGCCUAUGCCCGCAUCUGGUCCAAACUGCGCGGCCAUGUCAGCCCAGCAGAUACCGUUGGCAGCAGCAGUGCCGGCUCUGAGCGCCACCGCCGGCGCCGCAAAACCACCAAGAUGCUGGUGACCAUGGUGGUGGUGUUCGCUGUCAGCUGGCUGCCCUUCCAUGCCUUCCAGCUGGCCACGGACAUCGACAGCACUGUGCUGGACAUGCGCGACUUCCGCCUGCUCUACACCGUCUUCCAUGUGGUCGCCAUGUGCUCCACCUUCGCCAACCCACUGCUGUAUGGCUGGAUGAACCGCAAUUACCGCGCUGCCUUCCUUGCCGUCUUCAAGUGCAGCAGGGGAGGGGAGAGGGGGAGGAGUGGCCGCCUGGACAGCAUUCACCCCGUUGGAGGAGGCGGAGGAGGAGGAGGGAGGGCGAAGAAGAUAGUGCUUGAAACGCAAGAUGUGGUGUCCACCCACUUGAACGCCACUGACGUUUGAGAGCCUGAGGGAGGUGUAAAUGAAGAGGGCGAUGGAGGAGAAGGGGUAGAGAUGACAGAGGAGCAGGCAGGAAGGAAAAGCGAAUCAUUGUCAGGAAAUCUUUUGUCCCCCAAAAGACAAUAGAAGCGAGACAAAAACGAGAUUCCUCAUAGAGACAGAAAGAUAGAUAAAGAUGUGAGAGAAAAUAGAAAUGACAGAGUGAGAGGAAGGCAGCGGAGGAUUAACGAGUUUUUGGAAUCCCAAAAUAGAGGAGGGGGCAUCGACGAGCAGGGAUUAGAAGAAGAAGAAUGACAGGAGAGAGGAAGAAUAGCUGCUGAAUGACUCAAGGUCUCCUCGACCAAUUGAGGCGCUGUCACUUUGGGGACGCGAACUCAUCAUGAGGAAAGCCCCGAGCACUUUGAGGACCUUUUAGGGGGAAUUUGUUCAAUUCAGCUUUGUAUGAAGGAUUUGUGACACUGUCAAAGUGAAGAAGUUUGUUCCAAAAAGAGACCAAGAAUAUGCCCACAUAAAAAGAAGUUGCUUUGAUUUUCCAUUGACAAAAUAUCAGAGACAUGAGGGCUUUCCUCCGCACAGAUGGAAAAAACAGAUUCUACAAUAACCUUGGACUUUAAUGCAAAUCUUGUCAAAAUAGGGCUUUACUCCAUCUUCAUUCCACAUGUAAAGCAUUUAGCUGGUACAUUUAACCCCGAAUGGCUUACAAGGGGCACAAGGAUGCGUAAGCAGGUUGCGGGGAUUGAACCUGAGAAAUUUCGGCAGCAGCGUUCUUUAUUGAAAAUGAUGUGAGCUGACUGUUCACAUGUUUUAAGCGUACGGAAUCGGAGGCUGCUGGGAACCGUGCAAACAGAUUUUGUCAGGUGAAAGAAACAAGAAGAAGAAAAUCGCAGAUUUUUUAGUUCAGAUGGCACCGAGGAGGACGGGGAUGCAUGAUGCAAGCUUUGUGAAACCUCAGACAUUGUUACGUAAUCAAAAUGUGUGGUUUACUGUGUAGGUGUGUAAAACAGAAAAUACAGAGGUGGAUCAUUUGAGACAGACAGGGGAAAGAGUGGUCAAAAUGCAAAUUAUUUGGAUUCAAAGGGCGAUGCUUUGUUUUUUCUUUCCCUUGGUAGAUGAAGGACAGAAUGGGGAGCAAAAAAUGAGAGAUGAGGGCAGAAGGGAAAAAGCAAUGAGAGGAUGAGGAGGAGUGAAAUGUGGGAUAAUGAGGCCAAAAAAACACCCCAAAACGGAUGAGAGAUUUCAGACAGGCCACAAUUUAGUGUGACACAGCAGAGAAAAGAUCUUUUCUUACAAGCAGACAAAUGAAUGUUUCAGAAAAGAAAUUUUUCUGUGUUCAAUUUUUCUUUUUUGUUCAUUUUGGCAGGUGUUUUCGGCAUGUGUCAGGUUCAGCUGCGAAUUCACAUCUUUCAGCAUGUUCAAGCCACACAAGGACAAAGUUGUUAUUUUAAACUUGAACUGAUAAUAACCUGA
Micropterus dolomieu (smallmouth bass) is the source of this 2688-nucleotide messenger RNA. RefSeq names its product neuropeptide Y receptor Y2, like (gene npy2rl). The record is from RefSeq and is a predicted model, not a curated record. Lineage: Eukaryota; Metazoa; Chordata; Actinopteri; Centrarchiformes; Centrarchidae. Gene Ontology annotation, molecular function: neuropeptide Y receptor activity. Gene Ontology annotation, cellular component: membrane. The transcript has 5 exons. Gene Ontology annotation, biological process: G protein-coupled receptor signaling pathway. The coding region runs from base 1 to 1224 and encodes 407 amino acids.